AUCGAAACACCAAAUUGUGGACGAUCGCCAAUGUAGACGGACCGAUCUAUAGGUGCAUGUUCGACGAUACAGCAGCCUCAACUUUACAAUAUGGUGAAAGUGAAAUCGAUGGGAAGACUCUAUACGGCAGCCUCUAAAACCAGGACUGGUCGCAUACUCGGCGUAUCAAAACGCUUAGUAUGGUUUCUCGGAUGUAUAGUGAUUUGUAUAAUCAUAUCGGUUACCAAUAUAACUGGGCUGUCAGGAAUACCUAUUGUGAUAGAGACGGGGAUUAACCCCUUCGACCUGUACCUCUUUGAAAAUGGGAACGUCACUGACACAGACUACUACUACCUGGCGGACAUGCUGAAUCGUACAGAUGAUGCCCUCCGUGCGAUAGACAUUCCUUACUCGAUCAGUUCUGGGAGUUUGUUGGGACUGUGCAGGCAUGGGGGUCCAAUCCCUUGGGACGAUGACGCGGAUAUUGUUGUGCCGAAGACCGACUUUUUCACUGCAAUUGAACACAUAAACGCUACACUCGCUCCACAUGGAUACACUGUGCUGUUUCAAGCGCCGGCGAGUAAGAACAACCGCAAGGUCAAAGCCAAACUGUUCCCCACCGAUGGCACACCUGUCAAGUCAAGAACAUGCAGAUUGUACGGCGAGGGCUGCUAUCGGUAUCCAUUUAUAGAUAUCUUCGUAUACUUUGAAGAGAAAGGCCAACACGAGGAAACCACAAUACGAAUGUCGGACAAGGAGCUGGCCAAUGUGCCAAGCAUCCACACCAAAGAAACUGUGCCAGUCCUGUACCACUGGCCAGGCGGCUACACAUCCCACACCCGCGCAUUCACGGGAGCGCCUGCUAUUGUCCGAGCCAUGUAUGGGGAGAACUACGACGACGUGUGCGUCAGUAGAGGCUACAGCCAUAAACUGAAUAGUCUCGCUGAAAAGUACAAGACCUUUGGGCUGACCUGCCAGCAAUUGCGGACGCUGAAACCGCAUAUCAAAUUUUCCGAUGGAUCUCUAUGCUCUGGCGUUGCUGAGUUAGCGAACGAUAAUAAAUAUUAAAAGCAAAAUUGGU
Molecule: messenger RNA, 1060 nt
Organism: Sphaeroforma arctica JP610
Lineage: Eukaryota; Ichthyosporea; Ichthyophonida
Exons: 6
Coding region: 91-1047 (318 amino acids)
Source: RefSeq, a predicted model, not a curated record